AUGGCGGACUACAGAACUGUGCUGUGUAUGCCUGUUGCAAAGUCGGCAAAUUCUGGAUGUACCGACGUAACCGUGCAGGAAAUGCUUUGCAUUGAGAUUGAAGAGCAUCCAUGGUUGUAUGUUAAGACUAGGUCUGAAUAUAAAGACACCUUGAAGCGAGCAAACGCCUGGCAGGCAAUUGCACGCACCCUGAAGCUCAACGGCUACAAGAACAGAACACUGUGGAUGCCAAAGGCAACUCCGAGGAAUACCAUGGGACCACUGCACAGGGAGAGCUCUGGCCAAACCUUUGAAUCAUCGGACACAUACAGAGGGUUACGAGACCAGGAAGAGCGAAACGAGCCUCCCACUGUUCCACCCCACAAACCAUCCAAAAGGAAGACUGCAUCAGGGAAGACGAGCUACCUCACACAGGCUUUAGCAGCAGCAACUGCACAGAUGGCGAGUGGAAGCCGGAAUGCACGCCUGCAUAUUGAUGCUGAUGACUGUGACACAAUGUUUUUGUUAAGUCUACGGGACAGUUUUAAGACUCUGUCAAACAAGAAAAAGAGACUCGCGCAGGUACAGAUCCAGAAGGUGCUGUUUGACUUGGAAUUUGGUGAAGAGAGUGAAUAA
Molecule: messenger RNA, 615 nt
Organism: Ornithodoros turicata
Lineage: Eukaryota; Metazoa; Arthropoda; Arachnida; Ixodida; Argasidae
Exons: 3
Coding region: 1-615 (204 amino acids)
Biological process (GO): regulation of transcription by RNA polymerase II
Cellular component (GO): transcription regulator complex; nucleus
Molecular function (GO): DNA binding
Source: RefSeq, a predicted model, not a curated record